Molecule: messenger RNA, 4363 nt
Organism: Corvus hawaiiensis (hawaiian crow)
Lineage: Eukaryota; Metazoa; Chordata; Aves; Passeriformes; Corvidae
Product: centrosome-associated protein CEP250-like
Exons: 23
Coding region: 410-4336 (1308 amino acids)
Biological process (GO): cilium assembly
Source: RefSeq, a predicted model, not a curated record
UCAACAGCUCCUGAACAUUGGGGCUUUGACCUUGCAACGGCCAACAGCACUUUGAUCUUGUGCUCUUGACCCAGCAAAGGCCAACGACCCUUGGAUAUUGGGGUUUGACCCUGCAAAGGCCAACGGCCUUUGGAGAUUGGGGUUUGACCCUGUGAAGUCAAACAACCUUUGGAGAUUGGGGUUUAGACCCUGCAAAGGCCAAAAGCCUUUGGAGAUUGGGGUUUAGACCCUGCAAAGGCCAAAAGCCUUUGGACACUGGGGUUUAGACCCUGCAAAGGCCAACAGCCUUUGGACACUGGGGUUUAGACCCUGCAAAGGCCAAAAGCCUUUGGACACUGGGGUUUAGACCCUGCAAAGGCCAACGGCCUUUGGACACUGACAUUUGGUCACUGCUCGUGCCAAGGGGCAGAUGGAGACCCGGCGGGGAGCUCGAGGCCUUUCUCACCAGGGACGUUUCUCCAGAGCCCCUGAGGUGCUGUUAGACGGCAGUGGCAGCAUGGCCAGUUCCAUCACCGGCACUGACCGUUCCCAGCAUGCAGCCUCCAGGAACAGCCUCUCAACUCUGACAUCCACUGAUGCACAGCAUCCCUUUAAAUUGGUUUGGGAAGCCACAGAGAAUUGUGAGCGCUUGCAGCGAGGUUUUGAGAAAAUGGAGGAGCAAUGCAAGAAGCUCCGAAGCCACCAGGAGCAAAUAGACUCUCUGAUGGAAGAAAUCAGAAGUGACUGUGAAAACCUUGAGAAGUCCAAGGAAAAUGUGCAGCAAUGCACUGGAAUCCCGGCAGCAGGAGCCUUGAGUCUGCGCCAGAAGAACAGCAAGCAGCUGAAGGAAGCGUCAGCCCAGGCGGAAAAGGCGGUGCAGCAGGACAGGAUGGAGGUUUCCCAGGAGCAAGAGUCGUCGAGCAGGGCUCUGGAGCAGCUGCACCAGGAAUCCUCUGGCCAAGGGCACGCCCUGGCCCAGGUGUGCAGAGAGAAGGAGCUGCUGGGCCAGGAGAAGGCUGCCCUUGAGGGCCAACUGGCAGCCAUGGAGCGUCACAAACAAGACCUUUCCAAGCAGCUGGCAGAGACCAGGUCAGCGAAGGAGAGCCUGGAAUCCAGCCUGUUUGCUGCUCAGCAGCAGAUAUCUCAGCUGGAGAUCACCAGCAACCAUCUGGAGGCUCAAGUGCUCACAGUCACACAGGCCAAGGAGGCGCUCCAAGGAGAAGUGCAGUGCCUCCAACGUGAGCUGGAAGCAGAGAGAGCUCUCAGGAAGCAGGAGCAGGAAGACACAGCGCAACAGCUCUUGCAGGCAGAGCAGCAGCGUCAGGAAAGCCUCAGGCUUCAGGGAACUGCUCAGCAGGUGGAAAUAAACAAGCUCCUGCAAGACCUGGCAAGUGAGCGGGAAAGGCACCAUGCAGAGAUGCAGGAGACGCUGCAGCAAUGGGGAAAAGAGAAGGCAGAGAGAGAGCAGGAGCACGAGAAGGUGCUGUUUGAGAUGAGGCAGAAAGUUGCCACCCUGCAGGCUCAAAGAGAAGAGGAACGAACUAGAUUUGAAAAUGCCAAGCGAGAGGUCCUGCUGGAAAAGCAGAAGGAGAAGAAUUCUUUAUCAGAGACACUGCUCCAAACUCGGGGACAGCUAAGCCGAGCCUGCCAGCAGGUGCAGCAGCUCAGGCAGGAGGUGAAAGAGCAGCAAGAGAAGGGGCAGACCAUCGAGGCAAAGCUGCAAGCUGAGCUGCAGGAAGCUCGGAGGGAAAUCCAGGCAGCGCAGAAGAGGCACGAGGAAGAACUACGAGGCAUCAAAGAGGAAAUGAAUCUCCUCCUUGUGGAGAGGGAGGCUCUACAAAAGCAGGUGGGAGAGUUGACAUCUCAGCUGGCAGCCUCCAGAGAGUCCCAGGCAACGAUUGUUCAGAGAGCCCAGCAAGAUGUGAGCUGGGCCCAGGAGCAGUCAAGGCAGAAGCUGUUGGAGGUUGAGCACCUCCAGAAGAUGCUGGAGGAGGCAGAACAUCAGAACAAGGAGCUGCAAGUGCACCUGAAGAACUUGGAGCUGGAAGGGAGUCAAUGGGAAGAAGUGGCACGCCAAAAUUCAGGAUUUCGGGCUUCCUUGGACGCCCUAGAGAAGGAAAAAGCCAGGCUGGUUCUGUCUCUGGAGGAAAAGAACCUGUGCCUCAGAACACUGGAAGAAAAGAACCAGGCACUGAACAAUCAGGUGUCUCAGUUUCGUUCUGCUCUUCACGAGGCCGAGCAGCUCUGUUCAAACCGCACAGGACAACUGCUGGCGCUCAACAUCCAGAUGUGGACCCUGCAGGAUGCCAUGCUGGAGAUGGAGGCUACCCAGGCAACUCGAGAGAAGCAGCUGCUGCAGGAGCUGGAGGAGUCCCGAGCAGGAGAACGGAGCUUGAGGGACUCUGUGCAGGUGCUGGAGGCUGAGGUGUCUGAGCUGCGUAGGAAGCUCCAGAGCUCUGAUGACAAAGCACUUUCAUUGGCCAUAAAGUUUAACACCUCAGAGCUGGAGCUGAGGAAGACACAGGCUCAGUGGGACAAUCUCAGAGCCUGCAACCAGGAGCUGCAGCAGGAGUUGGAGGAAAGUGAGCAAGCGAUGUGGAGGGCAGAACACCAGAAGACCUGUCAAGAAACUGCCCUGGAGAAAGAGGCCAUUGCCCUGAAGGAAGAGGCUGUGACUCUUCAUCAGGAGGUGGCAUCUCUGCAGAGGAAACUGGAGAGCCUGGAGAAGGAAAGGAAGGAUGUGCUGCGUGAACGGGAACUGUAUGAGGAGCAGAUGAGAGAUCUGAAAAAGAAGAAUGAAAUGAAAACACCUGAAAUUCCAAGAAAGGAAACAAUGCAACAAUUGGACACUGAAAAUGAAGGAAAACAGGAAGAGUUGGAGCAUAUGGCUGCUGCUUUGAAAGAAGGCAGUGGGAACACUCAAAUCCUGUGUGCUCCACUGGCCAAGGGUAAAAUUGCCAAAGAGGCUCUGAAGAAACGCUUGGCCUUCCUGAAGGGAAAGAGUCAUCCCCAGCAGGCUGUUGGAGCAGAAGGGAAGCGGCUGUCAGAGCGCUCCAGGAAGGGUGUGGAAUGUGUGCGGGACCAGGUUGCAGCAGCAGCAAAAGACAAGCCAGAGAAGCGUGAGCUCAGGAGAACUUUUGAGGUUUCCCAGGAGCAAGAGUCGUCGAGCAGGGCUCUGGAGCAGCUGCACCAGGAACUGGCCCAGGUGCGCAGAGAGAAGGAGCUGCUGGGCCGGGAGAAGGCUGCCCUUGAAGGCCGACUGGCAGCCAUGGAGUGUCGCCAACAAGACCUUUCCAAGCAGCUGGCAGAGACCAGGUCAGCGAAGGAGAGCCUGGAAUCCAGCCUGUUUGCUGCUCAGCAGCAGAUAUCUCAGCUGGAGAUCACCAGCAACCAUCUGGAGGCUCAAGUGCUCACAGUCACACAGGCCAAGGAGGCGCUCCAAGGAGAAGUGCAGUGCCUCCAACGUGAGCUGGAAGCAGAGAGAGCUCUCAGGAAGCAGGAGCAGGAAGACACAGCGCAACAGCUCUUGCAGGCAGAGCAGCAGCGUCAGGAAAGCCUCAGGCUUCAGGGAACUGCUCAGCAGGUGGAAAUAAACAAGCUCCUGCAAGACCUGGCAAGUGAGCGGGAAAGGCACCAUGCAGAGAUGCAGGAGACGCUGCAGCAAUGGGGAAAAGAGAAGGCAGAGAGAGAGCAGGAGCACGAGAAGGUGCUGUUUGAGAUGAGGCAGAAAGUUGCCACCCUGCAGGCUCAAAGAGAAGAGGAACGAACUAGAUUUGAAAAUGCCAAGCGAGAGGUCCUGCUGGAAAAGCAGAAGGAGAAGAAUUCUUUAUCAGAGACACUGCUCCAAACUCGGGGACAGCUAAGCCGAGCCUGCCAGCAGGUGCAGCAGCUCAGGCAGGAGGUGAAAAAGCAGCAAGAGAAGGGGCAGACCAUCGAGGCAAAGCUGCAAGCUGAGCUGCAGGAAGCUCGGAGGGAAAUCCAGGCAGCGCAGAAGAGGCACGAGGAAGAACUACGAGGCAUCAAAGAGGAAAUGAAUCUCUUCCUUGUGGAGAGGGAGGCUCUACAAAAGCAGGUGGGAGAGUUGACAUCUCAGCUGGCAGCCUCCAGAGAGUCCCAGGCAACGAUUGUUCAGAGAGCCCAGCAAGAUGUGAGCUGGGCCCAGGAGCAGUCAAGGCAGAAGCUGUUGGAGGUUGAGCACCUCCAGAAGAUGCUGGAGGAGGCAGAACAUCAGAACAAGGAGCUGCAAGUGCACCUGAAGAACUUGGAGCUGGAAGGGAGUCAAUGGGAAGAAGUGGCACGCCAAAAUUCAGGAUUUCGGGCUUCCUUGGACGCCCUGGAGAAGGAAAAAGCCAGGUAAAUGAAAGCCUGUGGGGCUCUGCCUUGU